Molecule: messenger RNA, 3606 nt
Organism: Clarias gariepinus (North African catfish)
Lineage: Eukaryota; Metazoa; Chordata; Actinopteri; Siluriformes; Clariidae
Gene: slc12a3
Product: solute carrier family 12 member 3
Exons: 26
Coding region: 3-3053 (1016 amino acids)
Biological process (GO): chloride transmembrane transport; potassium ion homeostasis; sodium ion transmembrane transport
Cellular component (GO): membrane
Molecular function (GO): sodium:potassium:chloride symporter activity
Source: RefSeq, a predicted model, not a curated record
UCAUGGAGGACACGCUGCACAACAAUGAGGUGAUCAACCUCACUUCAUUCAGAGGCCCAAACUCUACAACGCUCAAUGGUAGAGACAACCGGCGUUACACUAUAGAGGAAACAGGUGGUUAUGAGCUGAAUGGAGUGACCCCACGUGGCUCUGCUGUGCUGACUGGAUAUGAUACACUAGAUACUCCACCUAGUUAUGACUUUUAUGCCAACACUGAGGUUUUUGGGAGAACAAAAAAAUUAAGACCAUCUCUCUUUCAGCUACACUCCAACCCUGAGGAUGAUAGUUCCCCGCCUCCUCUGUAUGAGGAGACGAGUGGUAACAAAGAGAGUCCGGAUGAAGAGCUAGCAGAACCUCCUCCAGAACCCACUCGCUUUGGAUGGGUCCAGGGGGUCAUGGUUCGUUGCAUGCUCAACAUCUGGGGAGUAAUUCUGUACUUGAGGCUUCCCUGGAUUACAUCUCAAGCUGGAAUUGGUUUGACUUGGAUUAUUAUUCUGCUUUCCUCCUGCAUCACUGGGAUCACUGGCCUUUCUACAUCUGCAAUUGCUACCAAUGGCAAAGUCAAAGGAGGUGGCACUUAUUUCCUGAUUUCACGCAGUUUGGGUCCAGAGCUUGGUGGAUCUAUUGGACUGAUCUUUGCGUUCGCUAAUGCAGUAGCUGUGGCUAUGCACACUGUAGGUUUUGCUGAGACUGUCCAAUCAAUAAUGCAGGAGAGUGGUACAAGCAUGGUAGACCCCCUUAAUGACAUCCGCAUCAUUGGUGUAAUCACUGUCACCUGUCUGCUGGCAAUUUCUUUAGCUGGUAUGGAGUGGGAGUCCAAGGCCCAGGUUUUGUUCUUCAUGGUUAUUAUGGUUUCCUUCGCCAACUACAUUGUUGGUACCAUCAUCCCCGCCACUCCUCAGAAGCAAGCUAAAGGCUUCUUUAGCUACAGAGCGGAUAUUUUUGCAGAAAACUUUGUGCCCAGCUGGCGUGGGCCGGGGGGCAGCUUCUUUGGCAUGUUCUCCAUCUUCUUUCCCUCAGCCACAGGCAUUCUUGCAGGAGCCAAUAUCUCGGGAGACCUGAAGGACCCAAAUAUAGCUAUACCCCGAGGCACAAUGCUGGCUAUUUUCUGGACCACCAUAUCUUAUCUUAUCAUCUCUGCUACCAUUGGCUCAUGUGUAGUAAGAGAUGCUUCCGGUAAUAUCAACGACACUCUUCUAAUAUCUGGGUCUGGUGUUUCGGACUGCCUGGGGAUUGCCUGUAAAUAUGGCUGGAACUUCAGUGACUGCAUUGCCAACAUUACAUGCACUUAUGGCCUUAGCAAUAAUUACCAAACCAUGAGUAUGGUGUCUGGAGUUGCUCCAUUAAUUGCAGCUGGUAUUUUUGGGGCUACUUUGUCCUCAGCUCUAGCGUGCCUGGUUUCAGCUCCUAAAGUAUUUCAGUGUCUUUGCAAGGACAAUCUGUAUCCGGGGAUUGGAUUUUUUGGAAAAGGCUAUGGAAAGAACAAUGAGCCGUACAGGAGCUACCUCUUAACCUAUAUCAUUGCUGUAUGCUUCAUUCUCAUUGCUGAGCUGAACACUAUUGCUCCUAUCAUCUCCAACUUUUUCCUGUGCUCUUACGCCCUCAUCAACUUCAGCUGUUUCCAUGCCUCCAUCACCAAUUCUCCCGGUUGGCGUCCUUCGUUUAGGUACUACAGUAAGUGGGCAUCUCUGGUGGGUGCUGUGGUGUCAGUGGUCAUCAUGUUCUUGCUUACCUGGUGGGCUGCUCUCAUUGCCAUUGGGAUCGUGCUCUUUCUUCUGGGAUACGUGCUCUACAAGAAGCCCUCUGUAAACUGGGGUUCUUCCGUGCAAGCAAGCUCAUAUAACAUGGCAUUAUCCUACUGUGUGGGUCUCAACCAUGUAGAUGACCACAUAAAGAAUUAUAGGCCACAGUGUCUGGUUCUUACUGGGCCUCCCAGUUCCCGGCCAGCUCUGGUGGAUUUUGUAGGCACCUUCACCAAGAACCAGAGUCUAAUGAUGUGUGGAAACGUCAUCACAGGAGGCCCAUCACCUGAUGCUGUGGAUGCUGCCAACAGUAGCGUUCAUGUGACAUGGCUCAAUAAGCGAGGCAGCAAAUCCUUCUAUAAUGGAGUAGUGGCUGAUGAUUUGCGCAGUGGGGCACAGAUUUUGCUGCAGGGAGCAGGACUGGGUCGGAUUCGGCCUAAUAUCUUGGUAAUGGGAUUUAAGAAGAACUGGCGCAAAUGUCCACCAACCAUGAUUCAUAAUUACAUUAACAUUUUGCAUGAUUCAUUUGAUCUGCAGUAUGGUGUAUGUAUUCUUCGGAUGAAAGAAGGUCUUGAUAUAUCUCAUCAGAUGCAAGCACAUGUAAACCCAGGAUUUGAGGCAGCAGCAGAGCCCGGGCUUGAUGCAAGACCUCCUGUCAACACAUUGGACCCCGAAUUACUCCUGACUAUGCCUCAACCCAGCACUGUCUUUCAGUCCAAACAAGAAAAGAAGACCAUUGAUGUGUAUUGGAUGUUUGAUGAUGGAGGACUGACUCUACUGUUGCCCUACCUUCUGAAACGCAAGAAGCGCUGGGGCAGGUGUAAAGUCAGAGUGUUUGUUGGAGGAGAGAUUCAGUGUGUUGAGGAACAAAAGCAGGAGCUUACAGCUCUCAUCAGCAAGUUUCGCCUUGGCUUCCACGAGAUCCACAUUCUUCCAGAUAUCAAUGAGAAACCACAACCUGAAAAUGUUAGGAAGUUUGAGGACCUUCUAGGACCUUAUAGGGUACAAGCUAUCCAAAAGAAUGAGGACGGAGGAGGGCAGCCCACCAGUGACUGCCCAUGGAUAGUGUCUGAUGAGGAGAUGGAGAAAAAUACAGCAAAGUCCUUUAGACACAUCCGCCUUAAUGAAGUCCUGCAAGACUAUUCAAGAGAUGCAGCUUUGAUUAUUGUGACCAUGCCCAUAGGCCGGAGAGGAGCAUGUCCUAGUGCUCUUUACAUGGCUUGGCUAGAAAUUAUAUCACGUGGCCUACGACCUCCAGUGCUGCUUGUCAGAGGCAACCAGGAGAGUGUCCUCACCUUCUAUUGCCAGUGAUCAAACACCGAAGAAAGAUUUCCAGCAUCACCUGUGAAAUGUAUGACACCUGUACUAUUCGAUUCUUUGAAUGCUGUAAAAUAAGAUGUAGUAUGCACAUAGCACUUGAAUUCAGCUUUGGUUUUAAUAGUUUUAACCGUGUAAAAUGUGAGGUAAAAUGUUUAAGUCCUUGACUGAUUCCUGUAAUGUCUGUUUAAGUCCUGUAAUUUUAUUUAGAACUUUUCUAUUAUAUGUGACAUCUAUUUAACCCACUGUGUCUUACUCAUAUAAUUAUGUUUUGUAAAAUGAUAAUCAUUACAAAGAAAUUGAAGGUAGCCUAUUGUCUUUAUGUCAGUUUGUAUCAUUUUAUAUAAAUACGUUUAAUGCUGAAAUAUCCAGCUCGGUCUGACCAGUUAGGAGCAACCAAAACACAGGCCAAGCUGGUCAAACUGGCAGCUUAGCCAUCGGAAAACAAAUCAGUUUCUGAAUUAACAAUAGUAAUUCUACAUCACAGACAAGUUAUUAAAAAAAUUAUUACACACACAACAUUAAGGUACAGUGGAGCAGUGGAAAG